CGGGCAGCCUGCGAGGCCCACGGAGCCCGCGGGGAGGGUGAGGGGGUCCUUUCUAGGCAGGACCCGCCCCUUGGUCCAGUCUCUCGGGUCCUGUCACUCGGAUCCAAACCUCACUUGCAGCGGGAGUCCGAACUGAGAUUUCAGAAUGACUUCCUUCUUGACAUACACUUUUAAAAAUCUUCCCAGUACAUCAAAAUGGGCCCUCAUAUCUUCUAUAAGACCUCUGAGCUGUUCCUCCCAACUUCGAGCUGCUGCAGAUGUCCAGACCAAAUCAAAGAAAACCUUGGCCAAACCCAGCGUAAGGAAUAUUGUGGUGGUGGAUGGUGUUCGCACUCCAUUUUUGCUGUCAGGCACUUCAUAUAAAGACCUGAUGCCACAUGAUUUGGCUAGAGCAGCACUUUUGGGUUUGUUGCAUCAGACCAGUGUCCCAAAGGAUGUUGUUGAUUAUAUCAUCGUUGGCACAGUCAUACAGGAAGUGAAAACCAGCAAUGUGGCUAGGGAGGCUGCCCUCGGAGCUGGCUUCUCCGACAAGACUCCUGCUCACACUGUCACCAUGGCUUGCAUCUCUUCCAACCAGGCCAUGACCACAGGUGUCGGCUUGAUUGCUUCUGGCCAGUGUGAUGUGGUCGUGGCAGGUGGUAUAGAGUUAAUGUCCGAUGUCCCUAUUCGUCAUUCAAGGAAAAUGAGGAAAAUGAUGCUUGAUCUUAAUAAGGCCAAGACCCUUGGACAGCGGCUAUCUUUAAUCUCUAAAUUCAGAUUGAAUUUCUUGUCACCUGAGCUCCCUGCAGUGGCUGAGUUUUCCACCAGUGAGACCAUGGGCCACUCUGCAGACCGACUGGCUGCUGCCUUUGCUGUUUCUCGACUGGAACAGGAUGAAUACGCGCUGCGCUCACACCGCCUGGCCAAGAAGGCACAAGAGGAAGGACUCCUUUCUGAUAUUGUGCCGUUCAAAGUACCAGGAAAAGAUACAGUUACCCAAGAUAAUGGCAUUCGUCCUUCCUCCCUGGAGCAGAUGGCCAAACUAAAACCUGCAUUCAUCAAGCCCUAUGGCACAGUGACAGCUGCAAAUUCUUCCUUUCUGACGGAUGGUGCAUCUGCAGUGCUGAUUAUGGCAGAGGAAAAAGCUCUGGCCAUGGGCUAUAAGCCGAAGGCAUAUUUGAGGGAUUUUGUGUAUGUGUCUCAGGAUCCAAAAGAUCAGCUUUUACUUGGACCAACAUAUGCUACUCCAAAAGUUCUAGAAAAGGCAGGAUUAACAUUGAAUGAUAUUGAUGCUUUUGAAUUUCAUGAAGCUUUCUCAGGUCAGAUUUUGGCUAAUUUAAAAGCCAUGGAUUCUGACUGGUUUGCACAAAACUACAUGAAUAGAAAAGCCAAGGUUGGAGUGCCUCCCUUGGAGAAGUUUAACAACUGGGGUGGAUCACUGUCCUUGGGACACCCAUUUGGAGCCACUGGCUGUCGGUUGGUCAUGGCAGCUGCCAACAGAUUACGGAAGGAAGGAGGCCAGUAUGGUUUAGUUGCCGCCUGUGCAGCUGGAGGGCAGGGCCAUGCCAUGAUAGUGGAAGCUUAUCCAAAAUAAUAGAUCAAGAAGAGGUGACCUGGAGUUUCUCUGCAACACUCACCCUAGGCAAUGCCAUUUCAAUGCAUUACUCAGUGACAUGACAUCUGUAGUUCCUAGGUCCUCUAAGGAAAACGAAAUUUGUGGCCUUCUGUUAAAUACUUUGCAAUUAAGCCUUGCCAGUGUUCUGAGCUUUCCAAUAAUCAUGGCUUACUGCUCUUUCAGGGAUUUCUUAGUCACCAGAAUCUCUCACAGUGAUAAGUUUAAGCAAUUAUGUUUGGUCUCUAUUAUGAGUAAUUGCAGUAGGGGAGAGAUUAGCUGAGAUUUGGAAUCAUCUUUGUAUCAUUUGCAAAUUAUAACUCAUUCUUACUUGUUACCCAAAGAUAAAUGUUUUCUAUAAAAUACAGACCAAUGUGCCUAAAUUAACUUAAUUAUGGAAAGAUAAUUCAGGGUCUAAACAUCACUGAAAACUUACAGUGAAUGUUUAGAUAUAUAGAUACCAUAUUGGUUAACCUUAAUGAAGGGGAAAAGUAUUAGAGAACUGUUUGCCUUAUUUUUUCAUAGAGGUAAAAGGUUGCUCUGUUGGCUUAGGAACAAAUUUUGCUUUUGAUUAUUCAUUUGUAACUUCUAACCAUUUUAUUCAACCAUGAGGCUGUUAGGAACAUAAAGAAGGUCCUGCUUUAGAAUAAUACUUUUUUCCCCUGUUGCCCAACUGAAGUAAAUGUAUCACUAUUUGGAGAUGCUUCUGUUUUCCAGGUUUAAUGAAGUAUAAAGAGAUUUUUAAAAUUUAAUCAACAUAGUAAAAAUCCUCUCAAUUUUUGACAACCAAAGUGUAUUAAGUGACAUGUGUGCUAGUGAUUUGAAGAAGCAGAGGUCUCAGUUGCAACCAUUUAUGUGAAUGUUGUUUAGGUCUAUGAAAGUUACUGGCAAUCAGAAUCAUCCUGCAGUUCAGGGACAGACUGGGCAAGGGAGCAAGUGCUAACCUCUUAAAAGAUUAUUUGAGAGUCCCAGCAUUGUUUCUCCAUGAGUUCAUUGGUAAGUUCAAUAUAAUACAAGUUUUUAACACUAAACCAUUAUAUUUACAUAUGACAAAAAUCAACUCUAGGUAAGUUAAAUAUAAAAGGUAAAAAACUUUAAAAUUUAGAAAAAAAUACGACUGUGACCUAAGGUUGGGGCAGGGAGGAUUUCUUAAACAAGACAUUUAAAGUGUUACCAUAAAAGAAAAGACCUAUAAAUUGGCCUAUGUUGAAAUAAGAAUGUUCUUUAUAUGAUAGAGUGGAAAGACAAGCCACAAAUGGGGCAAAGAAACAGAUGUAACUUAAAAAGGAUGUGCAUAUAUAUAUGUCUCUUACAUAUCUUACAAAGAUAUCUGUCAUAUGUAUGAUAGAUAUCAUAUACAUGAUAUGAUAGAGAUAUAUCUUAUAAGAUGUACAUGAUAUAGAUAUAUUUCACAAAGGAUCUAGGAUAUAUACGGAAUUCCUACAAAAUUAAGAAGAAAGAUAACUCAGUAAAAAAUGACAAAAGAUAUUAACAGAUUUUUUUAGAAAAUUAUAUACAAAUGGAGAAUAAAUGUGAAAAGAUGCUCAUUAGUAAUCAAGAAAAACCAAAUUAAGAUCAUAAUGAGAUAUUUUAUACCUACCAGACUGGCAAAAAUGAACAGAACUGAGAAUACCAAGCAUUAGUAAGGAUGUGGAACAAUAGGAACUUUCUCUUCACUGCUGGUGAGAGUGCAAAUUGAUACAACCACUUUAGAAAACAGUCUGGCAUUGUCUUGUGCAUUUGAGUACUUAUAAAUCAUAUAUUUGAUAAGGGGUUAAUAUCCAGAAUAUAUAAAGAGCUCCUACAACUCAAUAACUAGAAAACCCAAUUUAAAAAUGGGCAAAUAAUUUGAAUAGACAUUUCUCUGAAGAAGAUAUACAAUGAUCAAUAAGCAAAUGCAAAGAUAGUUGCCAUCACUAAUUGUUAGGGAAAUACAAAUCAAACUACAAUGAGAUGCUACUUCACACCCAUUCGUAUGGCUAUUAUUAAAAAACGUGAAAAUAA
Messenger RNA from Vicugna pacos (alpaca), 3595 nucleotides. It is a transcript of the gene HADHB, whose product is annotated as hydroxyacyl-CoA dehydrogenase trifunctional multienzyme complex subunit beta. Gene Ontology annotation, biological process: fatty acid beta-oxidation. Gene Ontology annotation, cellular component: mitochondrion. Gene Ontology annotation, molecular function: acyltransferase activity, transferring groups other than amino-acyl groups. The record is from RefSeq and is a predicted model, not a curated record. NCBI's taxonomy places the organism in Eukaryota, Metazoa, Chordata, Mammalia, Artiodactyla, Camelidae.